ACCGUCUUGGCCUUUAGUCAGGCCACUCCAACCAACUCUCGUACAACACAUUGCUAAAUCCAUCUUCAACGCUACCACUGUCGGCGGUAGAACUGACGAAGUUGAAAAGCUAAACUGGUUGGGCUCUGCUCUCCGUCUCACGAAAUCAUUGCUUAUCGAUCACGAAGCUGACGCUCUCUCCCAUCUGCCCAUUCCCCCAAAACAGCCAGCAGCGGAACCACUUCCUUGUUCAGUUCUCUUGGUUUUUCAACCUUGGCAAAGCUGGCACAACCAGACGGGCUAUUUUCGCGUUAGUUCUCUAAGUCGGACGUUCACAUUCAAGCGGUCGGUUUGCACACAAUGGCAUUUCCCGAUGUUAGCUCGGAUGAAGGGGAAAUCGCAGAGGCAACUCCCCUGCCUCACUCUAAGUUGAACGGUGAUAUUGACCGGACCGGCAGACCAAGAGCUAGACUCGAGCGCACUCCCGAACCCUCCAAGCUCCCUGACCAUCGUCAGUCACCCAGAGUCGGACACGCCCGCCAAGGCUCCUUCAGUCGUCACAGCAGGUCGCCACGCUCGCCUCCCCCUCCGCGUUCGCCCAGGGGCUUCAAGCGUUCGCGCGAUGAUGAUCGUCAUGACCGAGACCGAGACCGGGACCGUCGCGAUCCCCGACACUUCCGCGUUCACUACGACGAUGAUAGAGGAAGUAGCCGGUACCGCGACCUAGAUCGUCCGCCCUCGCGCGACUCGCUGAAUUAUAAUGACGACUGGUCAUCUUCGGCCCGUAACCGGUACGGCUCAUCCAGGGACGCCCCUCCGCCCACUCGUCCGUCCGCCGACCGUGUAGAUGACCGUGGCCGUGACCGCGAGCUACUGGAUUACGACCGCGAGCGCGACCACGAUUCAUAUUCCGCCAAGAGGCCUCGCAAUAACAGAAGCAGAUCUCCAAGGGGCGGUCGCCGCGACAACAAUAACAGAGGACGGCGUGACAACAGGGGUCGUGUCGUUACGUUUCAGCCAGAAGGAACCUACAAAGAUGGCAAGGAUGACAGGCGUGGGCAAGAAAUGUCUAAAGGAAAUACUCACACGGCGGCUGCUUAUUCUACCAAGGAAAAUGCUAAAUCUGGUCAGGGUGUUCCGGUUGAACGAGGUGUCAAGGAACUAGCUAUCGCACAGGACGGUCCACCUCAACAGGAGGCAUCCAAAGAACCCGAACCCGACAUGGACUGGGACCCGUCUGAGGCGUUGGACGAGGAAGCUCGUGUCCAGGCCGAGAUCGAGCGGCGGAGACGCGCCAGGCAGGCAGCUCUUCAGCGCGGUCUGGGUGCGGCAAGCCCCAGUGUCCAGUCAUUACAAGGUGAUAAGCCAUCGCCCACCCCCUCGUCGAGCCGUUUCAAUACCCCCGCUCCCCAGAAGACAGAGCCCAGCAGUCCCAAGUCGAGGAAUGUUACCAUGUCGCCUACCCAGUCACCCGCCCAGGUGCCGGACACCAUGUCUCCUUCUGCGUUCAACUUCUUCCUGGCAGAGCAAGAUCUUGCGAGAGCCAAUGGAAACGAUAAAGUGGAAGUUGAUGGUCCCUCUGCCGCUGAUUAUGAUCCUACCGCUGAUAUGAAGGAAGACGAGCGCCGUGACGAGCUGCGUCACGGACAUGUUGGCUUGCAUGGAGAAGCUAAACAUCCUGCUCUGGCAGAUGUUGCCAAAGAAGAGCAAAAUGAUGAGGAAAAGCAGCCUGAGAAAGGAGGAGACGACGACGACGAUGAGUUUGACAUGUUCGCAGACGAUUUCGACGAAGAGAAGCUUGUGGCUCCUGCAGCUUCGAAGAAAGCUGGAAACGAUGGCCAGGCUAAUGUCGGCGGCGGUAAGCUCGAAGGUGACGAUAAAGACGGUUACUACAAGAUUAGGCCCGGCGAGCUGUUGGACGGACGAUACCAGUUGUCGACGGCUCUUGGUCGUGGAAUGUUCUCGGGAGUCGCCCGCGCUUUGGACCUCACGACGCAGCAGACAGUUGCCAUUAAGAUCAUGCGUAACAACGACGCUUUGCGGAAGGGCGGUUUCACUGAAAUUGCCAUCCUACAGAAGCUGAAUGAAGCUGAUCCUGAGGACAAGAAGCAUAUCGUCAAGUUUGAGCGAUCCUUUGAGUAUAAGGGUCAUCUGUGCAUGGUUUUCGAAAAUUUGAGCAUGAACCUCCGCGAGGUGCUGAAGAAGUUCGGAAACAACGUUGGCAUCAACUUGCGUGCCACACGCGUUUACGCUUACCAGAUCUUCCUCGCUCUUGCCCAUAUGCGCAAGUGCAGCAUUAUCCAUGCUGACCUGAAGCCUGACAAUAUCUUGGUAAAUGAGGCACGCAAUCUUUUGAAGAUUUGUGACCUGGGUACGGCGAUCGACCGGUCUGACGCGGCCACGGCCUCGACGGAGGUGACACCGUAUCUCGUCAGUCGAUUCUACCGCGCGCCAGAAGUCAUCCUAGGCAUACCAUAUGACUACUCCGUAGACAUGUGGUCCAUUGGUUGCACCUUAUAUGAGCUGUACACGGGCAAGAUUCUAUUUACGGGCGACAGCAACAACCAGAUGUUGAAGACCAUCAUGGAGAUUCGUGGCAGACUGAACGCCAAAUUGUACCGCCGUGGUGAAUUAUGGGGCAUGCACUGGGACGACAUGGGCAACUUCCUCAGUGUCGAGCGGGACAAAGUCCUUGGAAAGACCACUGUCAAAACCCUGGCCACUGUUAAGCCGACCCGCGAUUUGCGGGCCCGUCUCGUGGCCGCCUCCAGCGGCAUGAGUGAUGCGGAAACCAAGGAGCUCAACCACUUUAUUGAUCUCCUCGAACGCUGCCUGGCGCUCAAUCCGGACAAGAGAAUCACGCCAUUGGAGGCCCUCAAGCAUCCCUUCUUCGGGCAGGCGGUGGCGGCAACGGCGGCAGGUCCGUCGGCCUCAAGUCACUUCUCACAUGGCCACGCUCAUGCGCAUGCGCAGCGCACGGCAGGUCAUGCUAGAGCUUAGGUAGUAGGCGGAUUGUGAGGCAUACGGGCAGCUGGCAACGAGUAGUGUGUCGGUAUACUAUAUCAUUUACAUAUUAAUUUUGUAUAUGGCGAGGCUCAUGCUGUGAGGCACGGCUUAGCAUUGAUACUUUAGUGUGCGCCAAGUACGAUAGGGGAAUUUCAUAGAGAUGUUACAAUGAGGUGAAU
Molecule: messenger RNA, 3164 nt
Organism: Neurospora tetrasperma FGSC 2508
Lineage: Eukaryota; Fungi; Ascomycota; Sordariomycetes; Sordariales; Sordariaceae
Exons: 5
Coding region: 340-2979 (879 amino acids)
Biological process (GO): mRNA cis splicing, via spliceosome; peptidyl-serine phosphorylation; peptidyl-threonine phosphorylation
Molecular function (GO): protein serine/threonine kinase activity; ATP binding
Source: RefSeq, a predicted model, not a curated record